UAGACUGUAGUCUACAUUAAAUUCUAGUCUAUCUUUAAGGCAUUUCUAAUUACAAUCUAGGAUAUUUUUAAACGCUGUUGCAAAGAGUGCAUCAACAGCUACAAAGUGGAACUAAGAUUUGCUUCGUUGCGUCAGUAGUAUGACAGCUAUGAUCGAGAGAAGACGCGUCAAAACACGUUCCUGAGUCUGAUCCAUCAUGUCUUAUGAGCAGCCGGGACCAAGUAGAUCUAACACAGAACACUUGACCGAAUACGAAAAGGUACAGAAGCGCUCGGCAAUUCGCCAGGGUAGGAAGUUUCUGACAUUAGAUGAAGCUGUGAAGAUGGUACUCUGUCCUGAUGGUGAUAAAUCUGAUGAAGAUGAUGAAGAAUUUGAAUCUGCUGUAUAUGAUGAUAUUGAAGAAGAAGAUACCAUCCAACAUAUUUGCACCUUGCCAAAUAUCGAAGUGCAUGAUGGUGCAUCUGAAGAUGAUAUUCCACUUUCAAUUAUGGCAGAGCAACAGAGAGCAGCUAAGAAUGUAAUAAAUGAAUUCAUAUGGAGUAAAAAAGAUUUCUCUCCGCCUAAUGAUAUUGAAUGGAAAGACCGUCUUAUUGUUGAUGAAGAAUGGCAAACAUUUAGUGCAACUUCAUUUUUCAAUUUGAUUUUUGAUGAUGCUCUUAUAGAUUUCAUUGUUCAACAAACUAAACUGCAUGCACUACAGAAGGAUGGCAAAGAGAUGCGUCUUGAAAAUACUGACAUGAAAUGCUUUUUGGGAAUUCUACUUCUAACUGGUAUUAUAAAAGUUCCCAGCUAUCGGACAUACUGGAAGAAAGGCCUGCAACUGGCCGCAAUAUCAGACAUCAUGAGUAGAGAUAAGUUUGAAGAGAUAAAGAGAUAUAUUCAUUUCAACGACAACACGCAACAGAAGACCAGAGAUGAUCCCGAUUUUGAUAAGUUAUUCAAAAUAAGACCCAUAAUUGAAUCUAUCAGAACAAAUUGUCGGAAGGUAUCGCAGGAAGAACAUCAAGUUGUAGACGAGCAAAUCAUUCCCACAAAAGCUCGCAUAUCUUUGAAACAAUACAAUCCAAAAAAACCUCACAAAUGGGGAUACAAAGUAAUAUCACAAGCAGGAUCAAGUGGGUUUGUUUAUGACUUCGAGAUAUAUACAGGCAAAUCUCAGAAAAAUGAUGACCUUGGUGUUGGAGUAUCAUCUGCCUAUGUGCUUCGUCUUGCUGAAGGCAUACCUAAGCACUUGAACUACAAGUUGUUCUACGAUAACUGGUUCUCUUCUGUUGAUUUAUCGUCAAAACUAAAGGAAUCUGGAAUCUUGAAUGUAUCUACUGUUAGAGCAAAUAGACUGAAAGGAUGCAUCAUGGAAAAUGACAAGAAAUUACAGAAAGAGGGACGAGGAAGUUUCGACUACCGUGUCGAAACAAAUCGUGAUGUAAUAGCAGUGAAGUGGUUUGACAAUAAGUCUGUUCACCUUCUUUCAACUUAUGCCGGCAUCACUCCAGAAGACACCGUCAAGAGAUGGGACAAGAAGCGAAACAAGCACAUUGAAAUAAACAGACCAUUUGUUGUAAAAGAAUAUAACAAAUUUAUGGGAGGCGUCGAUCUAUGUGACAUGUUGAUCGAACUUUACCGCAUAGAUUUCAAAUCUAAGAAAUGGUACAUGCGAAUUUUUUUGUAUUUAUUGGACAUGAGUGUGGUGAAUUCUUGGCUUUUGUAUAAAAGGAAUUGCCAUGUAAUGAAAUCAAAAGUGAAGAGUCUGUCCGACUUCAAGGAAGAUCUAGCCAUUGGUUUGAUGAGUCCAAGUUCAACUCCAAGAGGAAGACCAAGCCACGUGAAUGGAGCCUCCACCUCAUAAAGAAGGAAAUUCUCACAUCCAUUAGACGCUGUACGUUUCGACAAUAUUGGUCAUUUGCCAUUUAUUGCUGAAACAAAACAAAGAUGCAAGUUUAGUGUGAAAGGUUUCACUAAAGUAAGGUGCAACAAAUGUAGUGUAGGUUUGUGCCUUACUAGAACAAAAACUUGCUAUGCUCAAUACCAUACUAAGUAGCCAUUCGAAAUUGUCUAUAUCUGCCGGAUGUAGACAAAAGGCAACAUUUUGUAACUUUUUCAAAUAAAGGAAUAUUUCAUAAC
This is a messenger RNA of Hyalella azteca, 2121 nucleotides long. RefSeq names its product piggyBac transposable element-derived protein 3-like. Bases 197 to 1846 code for a protein of 549 amino acids. Lineage: Eukaryota; Metazoa; Arthropoda; Malacostraca; Amphipoda; Hyalellidae. The record is from RefSeq and is a predicted model, not a curated record. The transcript is spliced from 2 exons.